GCGCAACAAAUGCUAGCACCUACCCCGGUGAUCUAGAUAUUUCCUGACCUUAUCUCCACCCACCAGCCCGCACCCACCCAACAGCCCUCAUACCAGCACUGUGUCUCGCUUGCCCCCGUUUCAGCUACACUCUCAAGCGAAGUCGCCGGCGAUUUGUCCCACGGCGUAACCAUUCCAGCGGGGGAGAUCCAUAGGAAUCAUGUAUGACGCCGGAAGUUGUGAUGGGGCCGCAACCUCUGGGGAUGCAGCUGAUGACAACAAUCAUGGACAGCCACAGCAAGCUAAUCAACAACAGGCACCUCCUGCUCCAACUUCUCGAAUUUCAGUCAGAAAAGCAGUAGAAGUAAUCCAGACAUUUGACGAAUACAAGUGGUGGCUCAUUGCUGAAAUUGGUUUUGGUGGAAUGCUAAAGCUACCCUUCCUCCAGAAGCUUAAUCUUAAGUUUAGCGCCUGGACUAUGAGCAAGGUCUGCGUUGAGCGUCGAGCGAUUGUUUUGUCAGAAACCAAGAUACUAAAGUUUUUUGUGGAAGACAUCCACAAGGUUUUUGGCAUCCCGUGUGGACACCGGAGUGUUAGAGGGCGUGAUGGUUUCAUCAAGCCAGAAGCUAUAACAUUCAUAAAGAGGACGCUAGGCAUGGACAGGACGGGAGUGCAUAGCCUGCGUGCGGCUGAGGAAUUCCUUCUCCGUGACAGAUCCAAGGAUUCUAGCAAGAUGGAGAAGGAUUGCUUUCAUAUUGCAUUUGUCAUUUUUGUUAUGGGACAUGUGCUGGCACCUAGAACAAAACAUGAUUAUGGCACCAUAGACUACUGGGGUGCAUUGGCAAAUACGGAGAACAUAUCACAAUUCAAUUGGUGUGAGUUUGUACUUGAGUUCUUGCUUGAGGCAGUCCGGCGGCUUAAGAAUGAUAUGAUGGCCAACAAUAUGAACGCCAAUCUGGUUGGUUGCCACUUGUUUUUACAGAUUUUCUUCCUUGACAAUGUCGACCUUGGAAUUUUCAACAAGAACCAUAAUGUUCUUCCUCGCAUUAGUGACUUCGAUCAGACCAGCAUCAAGAACAUGAUAACAAUGGCGACUGACAUUGGAAUGGGCCCUACAUCCUACUCGAAAUGCAUGAUUCGUCAGGGUAUUGAUCUAUGCUAUGCUGGUUGCAACAUUGCUGAUUGCACUGAGAGAACUUCCAACCAGCCAGUUGAAGGCGUCAAUAUGGAGGAAGAUGUUUAAAAGUUCACCAACGACAGGAAUGAUUCAGCUCAUGUAUCAUCUUCAGCAACCGGCAACCUAAUGGACGUACAUACACCACUACAUAUGCUUGGACCAAUGGACUUUAUAGAGCACAUGUGGAGCCGAUACCACAGUCUGGUUAGGGAUGAGUUGAGUUUUAUGCUGAAGGAGCAGAAUGCCAAAUGCCAGCGUGAAAUCAACACCGCCCGCGCAAAUAUGCAGGCAGACAUGAUCAAAUUCGUGGACAAACUAAUGGCGUCGAUUAGCAAGAGGUGCAUCUGCUGUACUGCUAGAGGGUUUACUGACUGUUCGGCAAGAGCAGUAGAUACAUUUCCAGAUGAUACACUGAGGACUCCGGUUGGACAGAAAAUACCAGGAGUCAGGCUCGAUAUGUCUACAUGCAAAGAUGGCAACUCUGGACCGAGUAUCCAUGGUGAUGAGCAGUCAGGCCGGCUAUAGAACAAGAGGUCACGACAUGAUGAAGGAGCAGUCGCAACAAUGACAUCUCAGAUACUUCAGUUUGCAAGGCAUACACUGCAGGCUAUCAGUGAAAUGUUUAUUGACUUGCCGGAUGACGGCAACACCACUGCGUUUGGACAGAAGGUAGAGGGACUUCCUGGAAGAAAAUAUGUAUUCAGAUCUGGAUUCCAAACAGACCCAUGGAUCAGGGGUGCUGUCUCGCUACCACCGCAACCGUAUGUUUGCCAACAAUUAGAAGGGUUCUUUACUACGGCACUGCCAGAAGAACUAUGCAGGAAUUUUCUUGUGCAUGAGAACCCAAGGUUCUUACGAAUAACGGGUUCAGCGUUGAAAAGCCAGCUUGUUGAAGAUGAGCUAAUCGACCAUGAGGUGAUGUCAGUCAUUAUCAGAAGGUAUUGCCAAUCUGAUCAGGAAGCCAACAAUACUCCCCAUACUUAACAUGGAGACACCCAUUUGAACCGGAAUUUUCUGCCAGUCUUAAAUACCUAUCCACAUCUUUGGCAACUUGUUUUUCAAUAUACAUUUAUUUUAUCCAUUCAUCGACGUUUGGAUUUGACUGAAUGUAGACGAUGGCACUAUCGGGUCAUGAUUACCUACAUACGGUGUCAAUCCAGAAAGCAUUCUGUGCCGACGCACUCAAAUAUGACAUCACAUCAGCUGAGUUGUUCUUGACGCUGGUCCCACGGCCUGAAGGAUGGAUUGUAGUUUUCUGGGACAUGGUAACCCGCCUCAUGUUUGUUAUUGAUCCAAUGUACAGCAAGAGAAGCCAUCCACCGACCACUCAGCAAAUAGACGAGAUUAUAGCUUGGAAGUUACAUGAUGCCUUGUUCAUUUGCUUGAAUGAGUAUUAUGCUAGCUGGCCCGUGAGGAAAGAUGGUUGGAAAGUCACCUUCCCCGCACUUGCUGAUAGCAUUUUCUCUCACUAUUGUGUUCCCCAGCCCCCUUUCUGUUACCUAAUCACGUGUAAUGUCAUA
Messenger RNA from Triticum aestivum (bread wheat), 2676 nucleotides. RefSeq lists its product as uncharacterized. The transcript is spliced from 8 exons. NCBI's taxonomy places the organism in Eukaryota, Viridiplantae, Streptophyta, Magnoliopsida, Poales, Poaceae. The record is from RefSeq and is a predicted model, not a curated record. Bases 200 to 1222 code for a protein of 340 amino acids.